Sitodiplosis mosellana (orange wheat blossom midge) is the source of this 4203-nucleotide messenger RNA. Its product is annotated as solute carrier family 12 member 9. Gene Ontology annotation, molecular function: potassium:chloride symporter activity. Gene Ontology annotation, biological process: potassium ion homeostasis; chloride transmembrane transport; potassium ion import across plasma membrane. The record is from RefSeq and is a predicted model, not a curated record. The transcript has 8 exons. Gene Ontology annotation, cellular component: membrane. The coding region runs from base 869 to 3730 and encodes 953 amino acids. NCBI's taxonomy places the organism in Eukaryota, Metazoa, Arthropoda, Insecta, Diptera, Cecidomyiidae.
GUUUUCAUUUACCACCACAGUGAUACGUAUGCAUCGAAUACACGAAUUCCACUGUAAACAUUUCACUCGUUCUAUUUCGCAGUCAAACAAUUCAUUUUUUGUUAGUGAUUUACAAUAAAGAAGUCAGCUUGUAAUCACACAGUGUGAUGACAUUGAAAACAUUCAAUGGAAUUGACCCAUUUCGAAAAUAAUUUACAUUUAUUACGGCAAAAAAAUGACAAAUUCAUUCAUAUAUUUUGCUUUAACUGAAGCUCACAAACAACAAUAGAGCCUAAAAUUAUUGUGUGUUUUAGAGCAUUUCACAUCUCAUCGCAUCUCAUUCGUGUUUGUGCAUAUUUGACGUGUUUGCGUUUUGGGUUCCACAUCGUAGCAUUGGUGUAAAUAAACUUAUUUAAUCUCGUACUAGCAUCUCGAUCUGUUAAAUAGUGUACGCUUCAACGCUUUAAUUCAGUUCACGUCACUGUUAAGUCGAUCAGUUAUUCAAUUGAAGUAUUUUUUUUCUUUAUCGGUAAGACCAUCUUCGUUUUGCUGACUUCAUCACUAAAUUAUUAUAUAGUGCAAUAUCAGCUGUUAACGUUGGUGUGACGACCGCAAGAAACAAGUUUCAUUCGUAUGACUUCAUACCAAUAGAUUGUCCAGUGGGUGUUUUCAAGUCGAAGAGAUUACUUUUUUUCGUGGAAGCGGAACAUAAUCGCUGUUGGGUGUUUUCUCUUUGUGCGGAUGUGUUAACAUUUCAUGUUAACAAUUGUAAUGUAUUUAUAUCCGACUAGAACUAGAUUGUAAUUGUUUGAUAAAUGACGCAUUGAUAUUGGUGUAGUUAUUUUUCGUAUUGUCUCGUCAAAAAGUAUCAAGUGUAUAUGUGCUAAAUAUGUUUUCAACGUCAAACUCUACGGAUGCCAUUAAUCCGAAUAUCAUUCAAGCAGAAACUGAACGCUCUCCCAUAGCUGGCAUGCGAAUUUUUCGACAAUUUGGCGCAAUGGUUGGAAAUAGCCAAUCAACAAGUUCCAAUUCCGCUUCGGAUGGUUAUGUUGAGUUUGGUAUUUCGGAUACAGAACGUUCCGGCCGUACAUUGGGAACAUUCGCCGGUGUUUUUAGCCCAGUUGCUCUCUCAAUGUUCAGUGCAUUGCUGUUCAUUCGUGUUGGUUUCUUGGUGGGCAAUGCAGGCCUCUACGAAGUGUUACUUCAAUUCAUAAUUGCUUACGCGAUAUUAUUGUUUACCGUUUCAUCGGUAUGUGCAAUUUCAACGAAUGGAGCUGUGGAAGGGGGCGGUGUAUACUUUAUGAUAAGCCGAACAUUGGGGCCAGAAUUUGGUGGUGCAAUAGGAACAUUGUUUUUCUUCGCGAACAUUGUUGGAAGUGCCUUAGCAAUUUCGGGAUGUGUUGAAGGAAUCGUGGAAAAUCUCGGGCCUGGUGGCUAUUACGGCGGUGAAAGUGGAUUCAUACAAGAUUCACGCUGGUGGAGAUUCCUUUACUGCACACUUGUCAACACACUCAUGUUAAUUGUGUGUUUGGUCGGUGCAUCUUUACUCGCUAAAACCUACGUGUUGAUUUUGGGCAUCGUGAUUGUGUGUUUGAUUUCAACAUUUGUCAGCUUUUUAACACAAGGCGAAAUGGAGGUUUCAAUACCCAUUGAAAAUACAAUCGUACAAAAUAAAACGCAUCUGGUAAACUACACAUAUUCUGGUCUCUCGCUUGACACCUUCCAACACAACCUGUACGAGCACUAUGGCAAAGAUUACUCAUCUGGUAAUAGUCAGGUCACAUUUGCCAUUGUGUUUGGCGUUUUGUUCUCUGGAGUAACUGGUAUAAUGGCGGGUGCGAAUAUGAGUGGUGAAUUGAAAAGUCCUAGUCGAAGUAUUCCAGUGGGAACAUUGUCAGCUGUUGCAUUCACAUUCACCUGUUACGUGCUGUUGUCAGUCUUCAUCGCGGCAACAACAACCGGUGAACUUCUCAGGAAUAACUAUUUGUUCCUUAUGCCUGUGAAUCUGUGGCCUUUUUUUGUUGCCAUCGGCAUUUUGACGGCCACAUUCUCAACCGCAUUGAGCAAUUUGAUUGGAUCGAGUCGUGUGCUCGAGGCGAUUGCCCGAGACAGAGUGUACGGAAGAAUUUUGGACUUUGUUACACGCGGAACAUACAGAAACAAUCCCAUUUUGGCCGUUUUAAUUAGCUAUCUUCUUGUGGAAGCCAUUCUUCUGAUCGGAUCAUUGAAUUUAAUCGCACAAAUCAACUCAGUGCUAUUCUUGUUGUCUUAUAUGGCAACCAAUUUAGCAUGCUUGGGCAUUGAAUUGACUGGCGCUCCGAAUUUCCGUCCAACAUUCAAAUAUUUCACUUGGCAUACAUGCCUCAUUGGAUUGCUGGGAACGCUGAUCAUGAUGUUUAUUAUCAACUUCAUCUAUGCCUCUAUUAGCAUCAUUUUGUGCUUGAUAUUGAUCAUCUGUUUGCACAUUUUCUCACCGAUUUCACAAAAAUCCGACAGCGGUUCGAUAUCACAAGCGUUAAUGUUCCAUCAAGUCCGAAAAUACCUGCUAAUGUUAGACUCGCGAAAAGAUCACGUGAAAUUCUGGCGACCACAAAUGUUAUUGUUGGUGUCAAGUCCACGAACAUCGUGUCCUUUGAUCGAUUUUGUGAAUGACAUGAAAAAAGGUGGACUGUAUGUGUUGGGCCACGUAAAAGUCGGUGAAUUCAGCGAUUAUGAUUCAAAUAUCGAUCCAACAAUCGAAGAAUAUGGCAAAUGGCUGUCGUUGAUUGAUCACAUGCGGGUGAAAGCAUUUGCUGAGGUCACCAUGGCACGAACCAUUCGUGAAGGUAUACAGCAUUUGAUCAGAAUCAGUGGAAUGGGCGCAAUGAAACCGAACACCAUCAUUUUGGGCUUCUAUGAUGAGGAAAAAUUGACUGAUUUCUUCGCGAACGAGACCUCCCUAUACAGAACCGAUAAAUUUGAUAUGAACAACGACAAAAUCUUCCCGAUUCGCCCAGAUGGAAGCCGUGAGCAUUUAACACCAGAAGAAUAUGUGGCGAUUAUAUGUGAUGUUUUACGCAUGAAGAAGAAUAUUUGUCUUUGCCGUCAUUUCCAUCGUUUGGACAAGCAUUUGAUUGCCAAGAGCAACCAUAUUUUAUACAUUGACGUCUGGCCUAUCAAUGUCUUUGAUCCAACGAACAACAAUCCAUCUAUGCCUUAUCCAUUCGAUGUAGUCUCUCUGUUCAUGCUCCAAUUGUCUUGCAUUAUUAACAUGUUACCGAAAUGGAAGAAAUUGGAGCUGCGCGUCUUUUUGUGUGAAUCAAACAAUUCGAGCCGGCAAAGUAUGAACUCAUCAGCAUCAUCGUCCUUUGAACGUCCGGCCGAAUAUAAAUUGCGACAAUUACUUAAGGAACUACGUAUAUCAGCCUCUAUCCACCAAAUACCAGAAUGGUCGCAAAACGAAGAAUUCGCCGAGAAUGGAUCCAUUUUGAAAUUGUUUACGGAUAACAGAGAAACCAACGAAAUGGACAUUUUUGAAGAGGACAUUAAUCGGUCUAAGCUGUAUAUGCAAGGCAUCAACAAAAUAAUUCAAGAACGAUCAAAUCAAUCAGCUUGCACAUUCCUAUACUUGGCACCACCGCCGAAUAUUGAUUCAUCAAACUGGCAAGGCGCCAGCCGGCAAUAUUUGGAGCUAUUGACCGAAUUGACUGUGGAUUUGCCGCCAACAAUUCUCGUUCACGGUGUGCACACAGUCACAUCAACAACUCUCUAACAAUCAGUGAAACCAACCACUGCAGAAAGAUGCGAAAUAAGAACGCGAAUCAAUCCAAUGGAUAUUGAGCUUAGGACACACAACUCUCGACAAUUCGAUCCAUGAUUUACACUAUUUUAGAUUAAAAAAACACUAACUAUUUUUCAUACUAGAAUUAUAUAUAAAUGUGUAUUUGACAUUGUUUUUACAUUCAGAUGCAAGUCGAUAGAGAUUUUAUUAUUUAAGUUGCACAUAGUGCGUCAGGUGUUUAGACUAAAGCAGCAGAUGACAUGCAAAAGUGAUAUCUUCAGUGAUGUGACAGAAACUUCCCCUUCAAACUGACCGCAAAAUUAUCGUAUGAAUUCAACCUUUUGACAUGAAAAAAAAAACAGCAACAAAAAAUAGUAUUUUCUUAGAUAUAAUAAAUGUUGAAUGUUCAUAUAAAUGUUUUUAGAAACUGACAGAUUAAAUUAAAGAUGUACGUUCUACACGGA